Molecule: messenger RNA, 5721 nt
Organism: Pectinophora gossypiella (pink bollworm)
Lineage: Eukaryota; Metazoa; Arthropoda; Insecta; Lepidoptera; Gelechiidae
Gene: Cds
Product: phosphatidate cytidylyltransferase, photoreceptor-specific
Exons: 10
Coding region: 130-1476 (448 amino acids)
Cellular component (GO): endoplasmic reticulum membrane
Molecular function (GO): phosphatidate cytidylyltransferase activity
Source: RefSeq, a predicted model, not a curated record
CGUUUGACAAGUCGUCGAAAAACAUCGAACUAUUUUUCUUGUUCGUAAAUGGAUUAGAAAUAUUCAAGUUAUUGUGGUAUUUGAAUUAAAUCUAGAUUCAGUGUUGUGCUGCAUCUAGCUUGUGUAAUCAUGAGUGAAUUGAGACAGCGUCGCGGGGAAGGAGACGGGAAUGACAAAGUGGAAACCGCUGGAGAAUCCGAUCAUGUCGAUUCGGAGGAAGAGAAGGUGUUAGAGGAGAAGUAUGUUGAUGAAAUGGCGAAGAAUCUUCCCCAGGGUACGGAUAAAACACCGGAGAUUCUCGAUCAAGCGCUUUCGGGACUGUCUUCAAGAUGGCGAAACUGGGUGAUCCGUGGCAUCUUCACCUGGCUUAUGAUUGGGGCCUUCUGUCUCCUCAUCUAUGGAGGUCCCCUGGCCCUCAUGAUAACGGUACUAUGCGUGCAAGUGAAAUGCUUCGAAGAGAUCAUCAACAUUGGCUACGCGGUGUACCGAGUCCAUGGCCUGCCGUGGUUCCGGUCGCUCUCCUGGUACUUCCUAUUGACUUCCAACUACUUCUUCUACGGAGAGAACCUGAUUGAUUACUUCGGAGUUGUCAUCAAUAGAACGGAUUACCUUCGCUUCCUGGUGACCUAUCACCGGUUCAUCUCGUUCAGCUUGUACUGUGUGGGCUUCGUGUGGUUCGUGCUCUCGCUGGUGAAGCGCUACUACAUGCGUCAGUUCAGCCUCUUCGCCUGGACUCACGUGGCGCUGCUCAUUGUCGUCACACAGAGCUACCUCAUCAUCCAGAACAUAUUUGAAGGUCUAAUCUGGUUCAUAGUGCCGGUAUCGAUGAUCAUCUGCAACGAUGUUAUGGCGUAUGUGUUUGGCUUCUUCUUCGGCAAGACUCCGCUCAUCAAGCUCAGUCCCAAGAAGACCUGGGAGGGAUUCAUUGGAGGUGGAUUCUCUACUGUGGUGUUUGGAUUGGUUAUCUCAUACAUGAUGUCUCAAUACCCGUACCUGGUGUGUCCGAUCGAAUACUCGGAGUCUCUGGGUCGCAUGACGAUGGACUGCGAGCCCUCGCUGCUUUUCCGGCUGCAGGAGUACACGCUGCCGCAAUUCAUGUUACCUGUCACUAAAGUUUUCGGCAUGGAGAAGAUCAACAUCUACCCGUUCAUGAUCCACUCGCUCGCUCUCAGCAUCUUCAGCUCCGUCAUCGGCCCCUUCGGAGGAUUCUUUGCAUCGGGAUUCAAGCGCGCUUUCAAGAUUAAGGACUUCGGCGACGUGAUCCCCGGGCACGGCGGUAUCAUGGACCGCUUCGACUGCCAGUUCCUGAUGGCCACUUUCGUCAACGUGUACAUCACCAGCUUCAUCCGCACCGCCACGCCGCAGAAGCUGCUGCAGCAGGUAGUGUACAAUUUGAAACCGGAACAACAGUUGCAACUGUUUUACGCUCUGAAGGAGUCACUCGAAAACCGGAAUAUCCUCAACUUAGUGCCGUAAGCCCGUCUAGGGUAGGCAAGAGAAGGGUCAAGGUAACAAGAUGGUUUGAGGGCAGAAAACACGUCUUUGUAUUGUAUUGGUAGACCGCUGCGAUUCAUCUAUUUAUUAUCAUUAAUACAUUAGGUCAAGGGUAUUCAAGUGAGUUAUUUCAAAACGGGUCUCUGGACCCAAAUUUCUUGGUCUAUGUCAAAUUAGGAUAUUCUCCUCUCGGUACACACUUAAUUGGUGGGAUCUUCGAACAGGGGGCUUAAAAUGGCCACAUCGAAGCAAUUCUUCUAAGAAAGCAAUAUUGCUAUUUGACAUUUGCGCAUAUAAAAGUAAGUGCGCAUAUAAACUGUCAAAUAGCAAUAUUGCUUUCUUAGAUGAAUGGCUUCGAAGUGGCCAUUUUAACACCCCUGGGAAGAUCAAUAUCAUUAAUGUAAAUGCAAAAGUAUUGUAGAAUCUUUUGUCUUUUUCCAAAUCUAUAAUAAAAUUCUUACGCAAGUUGACACAGUCAUGAGCAAUAUAAUAUACCCACUUUAGGUCUCUGUCACACUAACAUAUUUGACAUUCAGUGAAACUUACAGUUCAAUUUGUCAAAAAAGUUAAUGUGACAUGGUACCAAAGCGUAUACAUAUUAAUGCUCGUGACCGUACAUAAAAUUAUACAAAAGAUUUUAGGACAUUUUUGCGUUUAAGGUAAGGGAAGUCAGUUUUACGGUGUUCGAAGAACUACCAAUGUAUACCUACACUUAUUUGACUGAUUCUUUCUCUGAUUGACACCAAAUUUACUGACUAUUACUAGAAACUUCUAUUUCGUCGUGCGCGAACAGGUCUAUGGUGUGAAACUCAUAUGUAACUCACCAAAUUUUACACCAUCAUAGUAUACAAAUAAAGAAUAUUAACGAAUUUGCUAAGUUUUGACGAGAUAAUGAAAAAUUACUCGUAGUUUUAAUCGUAGAAUCAAAGCGUUUUAGUAUCAAAAUAUAAAGGCGUGUUUAAGUAGACAUAUCCCGCGGUGUACCUCUGAUAGGGAAGCAUAUUAUUCUAGUCUCAAAAAUUGUUGAUUCUUUUGCCUAAAAAAAUCACGAUAUAAUUCCAAAAUUUCAUAUUUCCAUAGCUAAAUAUAAACAGUACCAAAGAUACAUCAAUGCAAUCGAAUCAUACAAUUUAUAAAGGAAUAUUGGGGUAUCCCAAUAAAUUUAAAAGAUAAAAAUAUAGUAAUUAUAAAUUACAUAGAUUUUAAUAGUGAAUUUUACUAAUAUUUGGAUGUUAGGCGCUUUACAGACUACUUUGAACGGUCUUUAUGUAUACACAGGCUGUGAACAUUCUGUGCUGGGUACAGGCCUCCCCUCGUUAAUCUGAGGGAAAACACUGUUUAAGGUAGUAUGUAGAGUAUUUUUGUGGUGGAAUUUAGUUCUUAAGAACCGUAAAUAAGUGUUUCGUCGCUUUCCAACAUUUAGAUGUAAAUUUUGUGGUAUUUAUAUCUACUAUUCUAUAUAACUUCCUAAUUUUGCCAAUAAUUGUGCAAUCAAAAUUAGAUUUUGCAUAAAAUCGAUCGAUUAUAAGACCUUAUAAAUUUACUUGUCAUAAUAAAAAAAUAAUUUUAAAUAAAUGCGAUCCCUACCUUCGCCACUCGAAUUGCGUAGAUUAAGUAUAGAUACAUAAUAUACUGUAUGGUGAUCUUUUUAAAUUUCUAGUUACAUUUAAAUUACUCAUUUCUCGCCUUUAAAAGUUUAAACCUUUUACAGACGGUGUAAAUUAUAAAAACAUUUUUCUGUUAAGAAUCACAUGAGUGCAAGAGAGAAUGCACGAUCAUUCUUUCUCGCUCUGUAACAUGGGUUAUACUGAGAUAAAAGUAUUAUGUCUUCAUCGUUUGUGACUGGUAAGGUCUACUUCAUGGCUAUUCUGUCAAGUCUAGCCAAGAACUAGGUGUAAAGGUUUUGUCUAACAUUAUUUUAGACGUUGAUUUUGAUAGAUAAAUUAUUAAUGAUGCGACUAAAGUAUAUUAUGGCCCGCUUUAUAGGUUAAAAUAACGCCACUAUAUAAAAUAGAUACUGAAGGUUUGAAGGUUCAGAAUUCAUAUAUAGGUCUAGACAAAAUGCAAAGCUAAGUGAAUAAAUGACAUUAAGUGUCAGGGUUAUUAUUGAGCCGCAAAAGGCUAACAUGGCUCAUGUAACGACUACUCACAUCAGUAAGUAGUAACCCGGACCUGCUUAACGUGCAUUCCGAGGCACGGAUCAUCUUACAUUCGGACAAUUAGGUGAUCAGCCUGUAAUGUCCUAACUAAAAUAAUCCUAAUCACAUGGUUUUCUGUGAUAUCAAUUAUCUCUGACCAUGAAUUCAAACUCAAAGUUGAUUUUGGGUCAAACCAAAUUUGUCAGCGCCUCAUCCAACUUUCCUAUAAUUCUAUCUUAUCUGCUGCGCUACAGCACGCGGCAGAAUCGACGAAGCGAUAGCGUGCGGUCGCUGUCUCUCGCUCUAACAAAUGACGGUUCUGCAUAACAGAAAGAGAGAAGUAUACGAAAGUACGAUGAGGUGCCAAAUGUGGUACGGUCACGAGCAUUAAUAUGUAUACACUUUGGUACCAUGUCACAUUAACUUUUUUGACAAAUUGAACUGUAAGUCUAACUAAAUGUCAAAUAUGUUAGUGCGACAGAGUCCUAAAGUGGGUACAUUAUAUUGCUUAUGACUGUACAACCCUUAUACACCUAUAAUGGCGUUAUUUAUUUACAUUGUCCAAAACUACCACCAAUACAGCCCGGUGUUUCAUAAAACAGGGAUGACUAUGCAUUUGUUUCGAUGCUUUAGACUGAAUAACGGAUGACUGCUUAUGUGCUAAAGUUUUUGAACAUUUACUCUAUUUUAUUUGACUCAUGUACCUUGGGGUAAUGGAAAACAGCUCAUUUUUACUUUACGGAUCGCGGUGCGAAAAUCUAUAUUGUUUUUCGAUUUUUUUGUAUAUUUAUUCGUGAUUAAUACAACAAUAUCGUGACAGUGUUUCUAAUUUAUUUAUUGUCUCUUGGCAAUCAUCGCAUUUCCGAUUACACGAAUGCUAAUUUCCAUGUUUAUCAAUUAUACGAUUUAUCGACUAAAAGAAUUUGAAUUCAGAAGUCAUUUUUUGUUUUGAUUUCCGUGUGACAUAAUAAAAAUAAAAAAUACAGUUUUUUACAAUAACAAAACUGCACCUCCAAGUAAGCAAUUUGAUAUGCUCGUGUUGGAAGUGACCUCGCUGCUUCCGAAGGUUACAAAUUAAAAAUUAAUUAAAAUGAGAAUAAUGUUUUGAAUUCAAAUUCUCGAUUCUCUCAAAUUCAAUUACGCGAUAAUUGAAAAAUAUGGAAAUGAGCAUUCGUUUGUUUUCAGAAAUGAGACGGUUGGCGUAGAUAUUUUUACAUGAUUUCGUUCUAAAACGCUUAAAAAAAGCGUUCUUAUAAAUUGUAGGGAGUAGUGGAAAGAGUAAACAGUUCGCGAUACCAUAUUAGUUUUAAAUAGAGCAUUAUUUUCCAAAUUAAAUAAACGGGUAGAAAGUUUGCGUAUAGAUUUAGAGGAAAGUCGUGUGGUUGUGUUAUAGCAAGGGUUGAAGUCUAGACUUCUAGAGCUUAUUUCAUAAAGCUGUGAGUUGCAAUUUGAAAGGCAAUAUUUGUAAAAUUUUAGCUUCACUCUGACUGGGAAACUCGAGUUUAUAUUAUUUUAGUUUGACGCAUCUAAAACUUGUCAUAAAUCGUCUUGUUAAAGUCGUAUUUGGUUUACAUAGACCGAUACAUAAAUUUAUCAGCAUUGAGAGUGAUAUACGGAACAGUAUAAAAUGCCUUAAAAUUAAAAAUUAAAAACAGUACAAAGUACAUACUUGACGUUGAGUGGUAAAAUCCAAUUUACUUCUUGUUGCUUAAUAUUUUAUUCGAGUUUAAAUUAUAAUGCUGAAAGAUUUAUGAAAUAAGCCUUUAUAACGUGUUUAUAAAAAAAUAUACAAGGUGUGAGUGACACCGUAACGAUUACUGAGGGGGAUGAUUCAGAACAUGAUUCUGAGUUAAUAUAGUUAUUAUAGUAUUUUGGAUUAUACAAGUAUAUCGGAGUUGUUACGCCUCUGGCUUAAUUUUUUUUUUUUUUACUACGAAGUGUCACCUGGCAACACUAAUUUUGACAGCGCAUAUAAAUCAAGUCACGAUUGUCAACAAUUCUUUUAUUUGUAAACAUUAAACUUAGAAAUACAUAAUAUCAAGACCCAAAAGAACAUUAUUUUAAAACCUUUAUGUCCCCUAAGCGACAG